Passer montanus (Eurasian tree sparrow) is the source of this 3056-nucleotide messenger RNA. RefSeq names its product large 60S subunit nuclear export GTPase 1 (gene LSG1). Gene Ontology annotation, cellular component: cytosol. Gene Ontology annotation, molecular function: GTP binding; GTPase activity. The record is from RefSeq and is a predicted model, not a curated record. Bases 16 to 2304 code for a protein of 762 amino acids. Gene Ontology annotation, biological process: ribosomal subunit export from nucleus. The transcript has 14 exons. NCBI's taxonomy places the organism in Eukaryota, Metazoa, Chordata, Aves, Passeriformes, Passeridae.
CGUAUCAACUAGACCAUGGCACUAAGUGCCACCUUCUUAAACACCCCCAGGAACGGUGACUCCACCAACUCCCUGCGCAGUCCACGCCAACGUGUAAUCACCCUUUCAGUUAAGAAAUUCUUACUAAUGUCCAACCUAAACCUGCCCCUGUGCACGUUCAGACUGUCCGACAGUCACGGCCGGGGCGGCGGCACCGCCUGGCGGCGGACACCGGGACAGGCCGGGACAGGCCGGGGCACGGCGGGCGCAGGCUCCGGGCGGCGGAAGGGGCCGGGCGGCGGAAGGGGCGGUGGAAGCGGGCGGUGGAAGCGGCGGCCGGCCCGCCUCUUCCGUCGGCGGCGGCACAUGGGCAAGAAACGGAGCGAUGGGCUUGGGCGCUCCCUGCAGCGGCAGCGCGGGCUGGAGCGCCGCGGCGCCUCCUCAUGGCUGCACGCCAGCGAGGUGGUCGCCGAGCGCGGCCCGGAGCUGCGGUCGGCGCCCGAGCAGAGCCCGCUGGAGGAGUUCCUGGCCACGGCCGAGCUGGCCGGCACCCGCUUCGUGGCCGAGCGUCUGAAUGCCCAGAUCGUGUCUGCCCAGAGCUGCACGGGCCUGCUCACGGCACAGGAGGCCCAGCGCGUGCGGCAGCUGCACCAGGAGAAUCAGGAACUGCUGCGCAUCCCGCGGAGGCCGCAGUGGGAUAGGACAACCAGUGCAGAGGACUUGAAGCAGGCAGAGAGAGAGAGCUUUCUCGAGUGGAGGCGACAGCUUGCCCACCUCGAAGAAGAGAAAAAGUUAAUUCUAACUCCAUUUGAAAGAAAUUUGGAAUUUUGGCGUCAGCUUUGGAGAGUCAUUGAAAGAAGUGAUAUUGUAGUCCAGAUAGUAGAUGCCAGAAACCCCCUUCUGUUUAGAUGUCAAGACUUGGAAAGUUACGUUAAGGAAGUCAGCAAUGACAAGGAGAACAUGAUCCUGAUCAACAAAGCAGAUUUGCUGAGUGAGGAGCAACGUGCUGCUUGGGCACAGUUCUUUGAGAAGGAGGGUGUCAAGGUGGUGUUCUGGUCAGCUUUGGCAGAGUGUGAACGGCUCUGUGGAGAAUCAAAGGAGCUGGGCGCUGAGGGGGCAGCGGAGCACCCGAGUGGUUCUGAGGAGGGGGGCUCCAGUCAGGAAGAUGAGAACACAGCACCAGAUAGCACAGAAAGAGCAUCCACAGGCAGCACUUGGCAAAGUGCAAACCAGGUCCUGGACAGUGAUAACAGCAGUGAUGAAUAUGAAGACUGUGAAGAUGAUGAAGAGGAGGACUGGCAAACCUGUUCUGAGGAUGAAGCUGGUGACAACUUAAAUGCUGUUGGUCCAGGGAGGAUGGAAAGCAGGACUGAUGGUGCUGCAGUGCAGCACAGAGUGCAGGAGCAGAACAGGAACAUCAGGAACUUCAGCCAUCUAGUACAGAGAAAUGAGCUGCUGGAGAUAUUCAAAACCAUGCACAAUGGUCCAAGGGUGAAGGAUGGGGAAGUAAAUGUUGGGCUGGUGGGUUACCCUAAUGUUGGCAAAAGUUCAACCAUCAACACAAUCCUUGGAAAUAAGAAGGUGUCAGUGUCUGCUACACCAGGCCGUACAAAACACUUCCAGACCCUGUAUGUGGAGCCUGGCCUGUGCCUUUGUGAUUGCCCUGGUCUGGUGAUGCCAUCUUUCGUCUCUACCAAGGCAGAAAUGAUUUGUUCUGGAAUUCUGCCUAUAGAUCAGAUGAGGGACCAUGUUCCACCUGUUUCUCUAGUUUGCCAGCAUAUCCCACGCAACAUUUUGGAAGCAACCUAUGGAAUAAAUAUCAUUAGGCCAAGGGAAGAUGAGGACCCAGAUCGAAAGCCAACAGCUGAAGAGCUGCUAACAGCAUAUGGAUACAUGAGGGGCUUUAUGACAUCUCAUGGACAGCCAGACCAGCCGAGAUCAGCUCGAUAUGUGUUAAAAGAUUAUGUCAGUGGGAAGCUGUUAUAUUGCCACCCACCUCCUGGUAUUGACCCAAAUGAUUUUCAGCACCAACAUCAAAGAUGCCCUGACAGUAUAACUGUGCAGGCCACAGGACAGGUGAAGCCUGAGAAAAAUACCAAAGCAAAACAAAUUGAAAAUGUGGUGGACAAAACUUUUUUCCAUCAGGAGAACGUUCGCGCCCUGAUGAAAGGGGUCCGGGCUGCCAUGGGCUACCGGCCUGGCUGCGGCCUCGUGCCGGCCGCUGCACCCAGCCCUGCCAGCGUGGGGGGAAAGCCCUGGAAGAAACACGGGAACAGGAACAAGAAGGAGAAAAUCCGCAGGAUCACGAAGCACCUGGAGGCUUAGCUGUGGCGGCAGUAUCUUGCCUUUUCAGGGCAGGCACUGCACUGUCUCACAGGCCUUAACUGAGGGGGGGAAAAAAACAGAUAAGUGGGCAUCACUAGCUCACCUGGGAGCUCUCUGCAGUGGAUUGGCCUGGCAGGGUGAGGGUGGGCUCUGGUGGCUGCAGUUCAUCCCUUCUGAGAACAAAAGAGACCUGGCUGUUGGUGUUAUCUGGAAACCAGCCCAGACAUUUGACUGCUGCUGAAACAUCCUUCCAGUGGGAGCAGAUGGAGCUGUGCAGGAAUGUUUUUUCCUUCCAUAAAGGAUGUAUUUUAUUGCUGUUGCAAUCAAAGCAAGCCCUGGUAAAACUGACUAAAAUCUUUAAACAGUUGAAUUUCAAUGAGUGAAGUUUGUUACAUUUUGAGACACUAUUACUCUUUUUCCUUUUUUUUUUUCUGGUCUUUAAGGCUUGUUUGUUGAUUUGACAAAAUGCUUUAGUGUGUUGACAGAUGAGGUAGAAUGAUCUUUAUUGCCCUCUUCCUUCUCUGCUCUUCUCAGUCCUGUUCUGUAGAAUCUGUAACCACACCCUAUUUCCCAGUUUGAGCAGAGCACAGCACACCAUGCAAGGAAAAUGUUGUUUUUAUAUCCUUUACACUGAGCUGGUAUCAGUUGUUUUUGUGUGACUUCCCACUAGUAUUUUAAAACAUUGGCUCCAUAUGACUGGCUAAAAAUCUGGUGCUAAUUUGUCCUUAAAAUAUACUUGAGAUUUUACUUCC